AAUGACAAAUAGAAUAUGGGAGUAGAGGGGAAAAUAACAUCAGUAAAUAUGAACAAACCACUUAUUUCAUGUGGUUGUAAAAACAAAAUGGUUGCUUUUCUCUAUGAUGUGAUAUUUUAUACCAUAGGUGUCAUAUUUAAUGGGGUACAGGAACCUGAAGCUGUGUGUGAUCACCCCAAGCUUUCAAGAAACAUGUCGAGUGACCCUAGCAGUGAUGGACCUCCUUCACCCUCUCCCAUUAGUGGACUGAAUGCCCCAAAAUUUGGAACUUUGAUACCCAACAGAAUAUUUGUGGGUGGAAUUUCUCCAAGUACAACAGAAGCAGAACUUCAUGCACUAUUCUCAAACUACGGAAAUGUCAAGGCCACAAAAAUCAUAGCAGAUCGAGCAGGUGUAUCAAAAGGGUAUGGAUUUGUAACAUUUGAGACUGAAGAAGAAGCCAAGAGAAUGCAGGCAGAGUCAGAAAACUUAGUGCUGAAAGACAGGAAAUUAAACAUAGCUCCAGCAAUAAAAAAACAGCCUUUUGGUAGAAUGUAUAAUGAAUCAACACAACUGGUACCAAAUGGGACCAUCAUUUAUCAGAAUGGUGUACCUUGUACUUAUCAUAACGGAAUGGCUUUUUACUCCGCUCCUGAUUCUUUAUAUCAAGUGCCUCAGCCACAAACAACUUACCCUGUGGUUUACGGACAACCAAUGUAUGUACCUCAGCAACAGUUCCAGUACCAACCAGCAAUGUCUGCACAAUGGACAGCCAAUAACCAGUGGCAUUGGGCUGCAGCUACCUCCUCUGUGUCUGGCCAGCACCUAUAUUCUACCGUGUCAUCUCCACCUACAAUUACCACACAAACCUCAUCAGAGUUGUAUCAUUAUGAACUCAUACCUCAUCAGAUACACUUGCCAGCUAACCCCUCUGGAGUGCAACUGGCCACAUAUCCUACCCAUACAACAACAGAGAACUUUGACUACACUGUGCUUGAAAAUGAAUGUGAGGGAUAUAAGCCCUCUUAUCCCAAAACAACCCCCAGCAUCAUAGAGAAUUAUGCAGUUGGCCUGGAAAGGCACAAUAUUCCAACCUCUGCUACUAGAUGUCAUAGUUCUGGAGAAAAUACCUCAAGCCAGAAACAUCUGGUUCCCAAGAUGGUGAAUGGUGUCACUGUGAUGGCUUACCACAACCCCUGCAAUUGUUGCUACUCCCUAACCCUAUAGAGAUAAAGCCUGUGGAGAUUAUGGAACUGUUAUGAUUGCCCCUGAAAGAGACAUUGAGCUCAUCCCAGCUUUAUCUAUGUCUCCAACUCUUCCCUCAACAUCUGUGCUGUUUUACUUGAAGGAAACCACCCAAAAAUUACGGACUCCUUUUCUGUAAUAGUAAUAUUUUUUUGGUCUAGAUAUUUUUCAAACAUUCUCUCUCCCAGGAACUAUUCUUCCCAAAUCUAAAAGAAUGUACUAAACUAAUUUUGUUCCACUUGUGCCUUCGGAAAGAAAAAAAAUUGUGCCUCUUCUUAUUGACGUCGGUCUGUCACAGAAAAAGUUUAUUUCAACCUCAAAAACUGAGUCAACGUCCCAACUUAAGGAAGCUAAUUUUGAGAAGUUUACUUAUAUUUUGCUUUAUAUUUAGUGAAUUGGAUGUUGCAAAAUCUUGCCAAGAACAUCUGUGCCAAAUUUCAGCUCAACUGUACGUGAGCUUUUAUAUAUAUAUAUAUAUUAAUUUUUUUUUGAAGCAUUUUAUUAAUCUCCUCUCUCAUCAUUUGUGCUGAACUGCUGAUGCUUUUCAAAUUGGAUUGUCUUAGUGAAACUUUGUUAAUCAUGCCCAUUCCAUGUUGAAAAAUCUUCAAAACUGGCAUAUCUCUCAAAGUGCCAUUCUUUUGUUAACAUAUUUCAAAGAAGUUUACUAAUUAGCACAUUAUGGUUUUAUGUUAUCGACCUUGAUUAUGUUCUAUAACACAGUUCUAGUCAAAUGGCCACAUCAGAUCUUGACUUUUGCAGCUGAACAUGACUACAUGAUCUUGGAUCUCUAAACAUGCUAUUGAUAUAAAAAGUUGCAUUUGAUAUAACAUUUAUUUAUACAUGUUCUUGAUACUUCCUGUGAUAAAAUGAAGUUGUCCAUUGCCCAUGUUUUUGGAUGAUGAUGAAGCAACUCAAAAAGUGUCAGGUUGUGUUUGUCAUAUGUAGUAUGUUUGCUGUCUCAUCAUAAUGAAAAGACUGUUACACUUCAUCUACGAAACAUACAAAAAACACUAGUCACUUAUCAUUACUCUGUAAUUAUUAUUAUUAUUAGCAUUUCUAACUACUAAAAUUAUUAAAAAAUUCUCUGUAAUUAGCAACUUGAUAUUUUGUUAAGACUAGAGGCUAAUAUUGUUUUUAGCUUGUAAAACAAGCUGUUUUAAAAGAGAUGAAAAUUAUUUAAGAAAAACAGUAGUUUAAAGUGAUUUUAUAAAGAAAGUUUGUUUUGUUUUUGCUUAAUUGCCAAAAAUACAGGUUUUGAUUAUAUAUAAUGUGUCAGUUGUUAAUUUAACAAAAAUCUACAUUGUACAGUAAAAGCUAUUUUCAGGGUGUUUUAUGUUAGACUUAUCUUUUUUCCAUGGUUGUGUCAGUUUGCUAAAUGUGUCUAGUCUGGAUCCAUAUAGUUCUCCGAGUUAUGUGACUUAUCUUCUUUAAGCUGUUGAGUGUCAACUUGUGAAAUAUAAUAUAUACUCUUGUAGUUUUUAACAAAAUGCCUGUUAAACUUUCUAAUGCACGUGCCUUAACAUAUUUGUAAUAUAGAUUACAUAAAAUAGUUGUAGCAAAUGUUUCGUGUACUUACUUGUGGACUGUAGAAACAUAUUCUUUAACCCAUUAACUGCAGCAGGAGCAGCUCAGUUGCCGUUUUCUGACUCGCAGAUAAAACUGAGUUGUCAUCAAUCACAAUAAAACUAUAAUUUUCGUCAUUCGCAUAGAGUUAUAGUUAUAUAU
This is a messenger RNA of Limulus polyphemus (Atlantic horseshoe crab), 2949 nucleotides long. Its product is annotated as protein boule-like. The transcript has 11 exons. The record is from RefSeq and is a predicted model, not a curated record. Bases 16 to 1206 code for a protein of 396 amino acids. NCBI's taxonomy places the organism in Eukaryota, Metazoa, Arthropoda, Merostomata, Xiphosura, Limulidae. Gene Ontology annotation, molecular function: RNA binding.